AUGAGGUACGAUAUUGCACAUCGUCGUAAUGUCUGGGAGAAUCGGUUGUUGGAUGGCUCAAUGGCAGACGUCGGUACCUUAAACGUUGAAUUGGCGGAAAGAGCAAAGGAAGAUGCCAAACACUUCAAUGAUUAUAAUUACACCGAUAAUCCAUAUGCAUUCGGAAAUGUAAUGCAGCACAUAAGUCCAAUAAAUGGAGAAACGUACCCCGCGAACGCAUCAUGGGACUCAUCUAAUGCACUCAUUGAUACCCAAGCCAAAAUGUUAACUGGCCGAAAUUUAUCUGCAACCGGACCUCAACCGACGAACCAAGGGAUCAGUUCUUCUUUACCAGUUUUAGCAAACGGGAAAGCGGUGAGGUACAAAGGGACACGAUUUAACCCGUACUACUCACGACAGAACCCCUACACACCGGCUCCGUAUGCGAUUCAUACAGACUAUUCCAACCAUCCUUAUCAAAAUCAACCUUAUUAUAGUGCCCAACCAGCGUAUCACAAUCAAAACCCGGUGAAUAUGUAUGGAGUGAGGGGCGGAGGCGGUGGAGGAAGAGGACCGAGUAGAGGAGGCUCAAGUCGAGGUUCGAGAGGUGGACCUUCAAAUCGAGGUGGAAGUGCACGUCCAUCAAUUGGUCCAGGAAGCUUUGACAAAUCGCUUGCAGUCGCUGGAAGUAAGAGUGCAGAUGGAAAUGUAGGAACGUCAACCACAGGUCAAAUUGGUAGUCGAACCAGAUAG
Messenger RNA from Melampsora larici-populina 98AG31, 732 nucleotides. RefSeq lists its product as uncharacterized. The transcript has 2 exons. The record is from RefSeq and is a predicted model, not a curated record. Bases 1 to 732 code for a protein of 243 amino acids. NCBI's taxonomy places the organism in Eukaryota, Fungi, Basidiomycota, Pucciniomycetes, Pucciniales, Melampsoraceae.